AUGGUUUCAGGUUCCGGCGCAUGCGCUAAAAGAGUCGUGGUGGAUGCUCGCCACCACAUGCUUGGUCGCUUAGCAUCGAUCGUAGCGAAGGAACUUCUAAACGGCCAGAAAGUUGUGGUUGUGAUAUGCGAAGAGAUCUGCAUCUCCGGUGGCCUCGUCAGGCAGAAAAUGAAGUAUAUGAGGUUUCUUCGUAAACGGAUGAAUACGAAACCAUCUCACGGUCCCAUUCAUUUCCGUGCUCCUUCCAAAAUCUUCUGGAGAACUCUUCGAGGAAUGAUCCCACAUAAGACAAAGCGUGGGGAAGCUGCUCUUGCUCGCCUUAAGGUUUAUGAAGGUAUUCCUCCUCCAUAUGACAAGAUCAAGAGAAUGGUUGUCCCGGAUGCGCUUAAGGUACUGAGGCUUCAGAAGGGACACAAAUAUUGUCAUCUUGGACAACUUUCAUCUGAAGUAGGAUGGAACUAUUAUGAUACCAUAAAGGAAUUGGAAAACAAGAGAAAGGAAAGAUCAGCAUUGGCUUAUGAGAGAAAGAAGCAGCUCCGGCGAGACCCGUAUGAAGUCCAUGGCAUUAAUCGGAACUCCACCGAUCAGGAGAUUAAAUCCGCUUACCGGAAAAUGGCUCUCAAGUUUCAUCCUGACAAGAAUGCUAAUGAUCCCAAAGCAGCUGAUAUGUUCAAAGAGGCUACUUUUUCUUAUAAUAUCUUGGUGGAUCCUGAUAAACAUCGUCAGUAUGACUCAUCUGGCUUUGAGGCCGUUGAAUUAGAUAACCAAGAGUUAGAGUUGGAUCUUUCAAGUUUGGGUGCUGUCAACACAAUGUUUGCUGCACUUUUUAGCAAACUUGGUGUACCAAUCAAGACAACUGUAUCUGCGACUGUUUUGGAAGAGGCACUUAAUGGGUUAGUUACAAUUCGCCCACUUCCAUUGGGAGAGUUCAUAUCUAAAAGGGUUGAGAAGCAGUGUGCACAUUUUUAUUCAGUUACAAUCACAGAAGAGGAAGCAAGAGCUGGAUUUGUUUGUCGAGUACAAUCAUCAGACAAAAGCAAGUUCAAGUUAUUGUAUUUCGACCAGGAAGACAAUGGUGGCUUUAGUCUUGCCCUCCAGGAAGACAGUGCAAAAAAUGGAAAGUUUACUUCUGCUGGAAUGUAUUUUCUUGGCUUCCCUGUUUAUCGGCUAGAUCAAACAAUGAACUCCAUAGCUGCUGCCGAGGAUCCUGAUACUCCAACUCCAGCUGUUGCUUCUGAUGGAACUAAGAGACGAUCUGGACGUCCACCGAAGAAUCAGCAGUAG
Molecule: messenger RNA, 1284 nt
Organism: Lathyrus sativus (Indian pea)
Lineage: Eukaryota; Viridiplantae; Streptophyta; Magnoliopsida; Fabales; Fabaceae
Source: the annotation of a GenBank genome assembly